Molecule: messenger RNA, 957 nt
Organism: Peronospora belbahrii
Lineage: Eukaryota; Oomycota; Peronosporomycetes; Peronosporales; Peronosporaceae
Source: the annotation of a GenBank genome assembly
AUGGCUUCCAUGUCGUUCUAUUCGCUCCUAUUCUCCGUGGCCUUGAGCUAUUUGAUCACCAUCACUAGUGCACAUGGUCCAAUUAUUGGUACCAUUGCACAUCCGGCCUCGAAACAUGGUGAUUACAUUGCGGCGUCGUAUGUCAAGUGGGUUGAGAGCGCUGGUGGUCGUGUGGUCCCUAUUCCGUAUAACGCGCCGAAGCCAUACAUUGAGCAGCUGCUGCCGCAACUCAAUGGUCUUUUGUUCCCUGGUGGUGCUGCUGACGUGAAUGAACGCGCUGAGUGGCUAUUUCAAUUGGCGCUUGAGCUUAAUGACAAGGGCGUUUACUUUCCUGUGUGGGCCACUUGUCUGGGCUUUGAAUGGAUCGUGCAACUUAUUACAAAGGACGUGCAUUCGUUGGACAAUGGACUUGACGCCAUGAACAUCACUCUACCUUUGGAUUUUACAAAAGAAGCUCCGACCAGUCGAUUGUUUAGUCAGGCCAGUCCAGAGCUUUAUGCAUGGCUCAAGAACAAACCUAUCACUAUGAACAAUCACAAGCACGGCAUUGCUGUCAAAAGGUUCAAUCAAUACUCUUCUCUCACAGAGUUCUACACUGUGCUGUCCACCAAUGUAGAUCGUCAAGGGAUCGAGUUUGUUUCGUCUUUCGAGGCCAAGAAAUACCCGGUUUAUGGUGUGCAAUUCCAUCCUGAGAAGAAUGCCUUCGAGUUUGGAAAGUACCCGGAUGGUACUCCGUACGAGGUCAUUGAUCACUCGCGUGAAGGUGUCGCGAGUGGACAGUUCUUUGCCAAUUUCUUUAUUGACGAGGCUCGAAAAAAUGAGCUACGCUUUGAAGACCCCAAGGUGGAGCGCAAAUCGUUGAUUUACAACUACCACGUAUCAACUAUUAAGGACCCAGUCUUUGUCGAGUCGUACAUCUUCAAACAUGACUGCAAUAAGAACUUUUGGAGCAUUUAG